AUGGCGAAAAAUGUUGUCAUCUUCAGCGAGAUAUUGGUUCUUGCUUGCUAUCACAUCGCUUUUGAACUUGAGCCAAAACCCCUGCAGGAUUUCUGCGUUGCAGAUCCUACUAGUAGCCAACAAAUAAAUGGCUUAGCAUGUAAGAAUUAUGCACUUGUUCAAGCCAGUGAUUUCUCCUUUAGCGGGCUACACAUUCCUGGCAACACUUCAAACCAAGUUGGGUCCAGAGUCACCCCUGUCUCUGUGGCUCAGCUUCCAGGACUCAACACUCUUGGGAUCUCAAUGGUGCUGAUUGACUUUGCACCAUGGGGUAUCAACCUUCCCCACACACACCCCAGAGCCACUGAGAUCCUGACAGUCCUUGAAGGCUCUCUUGAGGUUGGAUUUGUCACAUCAAACCCUAAGAAUCGCCUCAUCACAAAAGUCCUUAAAAAGCGAGAUGUGUUUGUAUUUCCAAUCGGACUUGUACACUUCCAGCGAAAUGUGGGAGCCAUUGCUGGUUUGCGCAGCCAAAACCCAGGUGUUAUCACCAUUGCUAAUGCUGUUUUUGGAUCAAAUCCUGCCAUUGCUGGUGAGGUUCUCAGCAAGGCAUUCCAAUUGAUCAAGAACAUAGUUGAUCAACUCCAAACCAAGUUUUAG
Molecule: messenger RNA, 639 nt
Organism: Pistacia vera
Lineage: Eukaryota; Viridiplantae; Streptophyta; Magnoliopsida; Sapindales; Anacardiaceae
Product: putative germin-like protein 2-1
Exons: 3
Coding region: 1-639 (212 amino acids)
Cellular component (GO): cell wall
Molecular function (GO): manganese ion binding
Source: RefSeq, a predicted model, not a curated record